AUUUAUUUAAGGUUAAAAAGACCUAAAAAGCUUUUUUAGUUGAUUAAUAAAUAAAAUAUUUCAUCUUAUUUAAUCAAUUAUGGAUAAAAACAAAUCACAAACUUUUAUUUUAAGUCUGAACGACUUCGGACAGAAGAUCUGCACGUCUCAAUCUGAGCCAGACAAGAAAUAUAUUUUAGACGAUGAAGGUAAUAUGACCGAAUAUUACCCAGAAACAUCUAUUUCAGCAGUUAAACUCGACUCACAAGGUAAUAUAAGCGAGGAAGAUAGCAAUGAUACUAGUAACAGUGAAACUCAAAUGAAUGCUUUGGAAGAUCCUACCCAUUUAGGUAUAAUGAAUGCAUUAGAUGGUGUCUCUGAAUUCGAAGAAAAUCUGAUGAACGAAUUAGAUUCUGAUUUCAUGAGCAUGGUACCAAACCCCCAAUCUCAAUAUAUAAUGCAACACAUGGACAUAAGAGAACCCUUGACGAAGCUUAGAAAACUUAUUGAAAAUAGAUUGGGCGUAGGACUGCAGGGAUAUGUUUUUGCUCUACAGGGUGUUCAAAUUCUUGAAGAUGAUAAAAAUUUGGUUGAACAGUGUGUUCAAGGGGAAGGGUUGGUACAAGUGAAUGUUCAAGUUCAAACUAAUUUAAAAAGGAUUAAUAUUAUUGAUGUAUUGAAACCUGCAGAAGACUACGUGCAUAUUGAAGAUUCAGAUAUGGAAAAGAUUCCAAUUGACGAAGAUUCUAAGGACGAACAAACGAAAACUACAGAAUUAUCGAACAAACCAAAAAAUAUUGUACAGUGGCAGGUGGAUACGAAUUAUAAAAAAGAACAAGAACGACUGAAAAUUCCAACUGAUCCAAAAGAAUGGACGACGCUGCAUGUGAGACAUUGGGUGCAAUGGGCUGUACGUCAAUUUAACUUAACUAAUAUAAAAUUGAGUGACUGGUUUAUGGAUGGCAGGCAAUUGGACACUUUGACCAUUCAAGACUUUCAAAAGAUUGUACCUAGUGAUCCCGGAGACAUUUUUUGGACACAUUUGGAGUUGCUAAGGAAAAUGAAAGUUGUUGCAACAAAAAAAGAGGACCAACCUAAAAGGAUAAUUCCAAAAAUAGUUAAAGUUAAUAAGUCUGCCAAAAAAGAUUUAAAAAUCUUAAAUUACUCAACCAACGUGCGGUACUUUGAUCCAGCAACUUACACUUGCACCAAUAAUAAAACCGGAAGCAACGGUCAAAUUCAAUUAUGGCAAUUUCUUUUGGAAUUAUUGACAACACGAGAUUAUAAAACUGUCAUUCAAUGGAUAGGUAAAGAAGGAGAAUUCCGUUUAAAUCACCCCGAAGUAGUCGCCCAUUUAUGGGGCGAGAGGAAGAACAAACCCAUGAUGAAUUAUGAAAAACUAUCUAGAGCUUUGAGAUACUAUUACGAUGGUGAUAUGAUAUCGAAAGUUCAUGGAAAGAGGUUUGUUUACAAGUUUGUUUGUGAUUUAAAGCAACUUUUAGGUUACAGUGCUGUAGAGUUGGCGAAUUUGGUGAAGCAUGGAAAUCCUAAUGAAGCUUGAUGAAUUUAGUUGAGGAUUUUUUUAAGAAUGUUACUGUGAUAUGGGUUU
Psylliodes chrysocephalus is the source of this 1588-nucleotide messenger RNA. The record is from the annotation of a GenBank genome assembly. NCBI's taxonomy places the organism in Eukaryota, Metazoa, Arthropoda, Insecta, Coleoptera, Chrysomelidae.